CAGUCACUUCAGCAACACCUACCUUAGCAUCAUUAACAACAGCACUACCAACAGCUGAAAGCCCUCGAUCAACAACAGUUCACAGCACAAUACCAACACACCAGGGAUCAGUCACUACUCAAACACAAAAAACAUCAACACAAAAUAGAGGAACUUUGGAAACCAUGUUCACAGCAACACCAACAGAGCUAAUUUCACCCACCAUAAAAUCACCCAGUACACUGACACAAACUACACCGUCUUUGGCAACACCACUACAAAAAUCAACACAAACUGCAGUCAUAACCACACCAGCAACAACUCAAGUAGAAGCUACAGCAUCUGAAACGACAAGUGUGUCAAGAACAAUUCACACAACUCCAUUACACAGUACACCUUUAAUAAGCGGAGAAACAUCUAUUCCAAGACACAUGACAGAUUCUGUCACAACAACAACACAAACUGCCACAGUAAUGGCACCUGAAUCUACAGCCCAUGGUUUACCUACUCCAGCAACAACAGCAACAGACUCUUCGUCAACACACCUGCCAACACUGUCUACAGUGACUCAACCUAAAGCAUCCACAACACCUUUUAGUGAGACUACUAAGCAACCAAGAACAUCUCCAAAAUCUACAAUCAGCACCCCUCCACAGAGUUCAGCCUCUCCCAUCACACUCAGUCCAUCACUAAGUAGCCCUUCAGGAACCUCGACUACAUCCAUGAAUACACAAAAUGGUGGACGUUCAUCAGUCCCUCCCAACACAUUCACCAAACUGCCAGCUGAUACGUCAGCAUUACAAAGUACAAUACAAUCAACAGGCAUACCCUCUGCUACACAACUGCAAAGUGUCUCACUGGUCCCCAGUGAAGCACCUUCCAGCACUGCAUCUACAAACCCAACCCCCCAACUAUCUAACUCAACAGCAGGAUCGAUGAACUCACCUCAGACUGCCAGGACAACAAAUGUGGAAACAACUGCAACUCCAACAAACAUGUCAACGGCUGUCCCUAUAACUGUGCCAUCCAGCUCUAUGUCAUCAUCUGAACUUGUGUCUCAAACCACAUCAUCUGACUCCCAAAAACCUGUGACAUCAACGACAUUUAUCUCAGAUGCAUCAACCCUAAAUCCUGCCAAAGCCAACACGACACAGCAGCAAGUUGAUCCUACUGCUCUUCCCUUAACCAGAGGAAAUAUAGUGUUUUUCAAAUAUAGCCCCAAAAUUGCUUCUGUGAGGCCCCUUGCCUUUGAUUACCCAACUGUGAUCUGGACCACAUUUCCAGUUUCGAAUGCCAUGGAUGCAGACUCUGAGGAGCAACACGAGCCCGAUCAGAGCAACACAAGUGAGAUUCCCACAUUGCCACCAGAGGUGUGAAUAAGACACUGGGAGCUGGAAAUCCUCUUUCUGAGUCUGGUCCUAGACCUAACGUCAGUUUCUAACACUGAGUGUUAGUUUUCUUAGCUGACCAUUGACUAUGUG
Molecule: messenger RNA, 1460 nt
Organism: Epinephelus moara (kelp grouper)
Lineage: Eukaryota; Metazoa; Chordata; Actinopteri; Perciformes; Serranidae
Exons: 2
Coding region: 165-1355 (396 amino acids)
Source: RefSeq, a predicted model, not a curated record